GUGAUGAGGUCUAUGUUUUUGAGGAGCAGGGUGCAUGGUAUCGUGGCUAUGUUGUUUCUCAAUUACGUCAAACUGAGGAACCUCAAGUUUAUGUUGGAAUCUUUCCUAUUAAUCAUGUUUAUAUUAAAGAAUACCUUGAUUAUGUUGAAUUACAAGCCGCUGAACUAAAAAGUAGUGAUACCGCUUCUUCUAUAAGUGAAAAAAACACUCGUCCUCCUCCACCUUUACCAUCUCUUGAAUGCGGUGAUGACACGAUCAGUGGUAAAACUGAACCACUGGUUGAUGAGAUAGCUAGUACCGUGAGAGAAUGGAGUAGUUUAUUGCCUAAAUAUUUGGAUGAACGAAAAUAUUCAAUGUUUAGAACUGUUAAAGAUCAAAUAAAUGAUUUAUUACAAGGACGUAGGCAAUUGCUUGCUCAAACUUUAUCUCAAGAUGAAUUAAGUAAAUUAAGGAAAGAACUUGUUAAUAAACUUGUUGUUGGUAACUUGAUUCAAGAGUUAGAUAUUAUUGUAAGAGAUCCAGAAAAAGGUUUCCUCGCUGACGAGACAAAUAUAUCCGCUAUUCGUCUUUAUCAAUUACAAGCUCAAUUAUCACUUUUAAACAUGGAUAAAGCUAAAUCUGAUUCUUUACUAAUGAGUCCUACAAUAGCGAGUCCUUUACAAUCUUUAUAUAAUCCCACCCCAACCGACUCAACCAGUCAUGCUCCAAAAUUUUAUCACGUUUUUUUGGAUUUAAAAGCUUGGGUUGCAUCAAUAUCCUCUCCUGGUGAAUUCACCGAACUUUAUUUUUCUUUAUAUACAAAAGCUGAUUCUCGAUUUAUAACUGAAGAAUACUUUAUUGUACUUAAUCAUAAUGGUGUACCAAAGGAUGAGGCCAAAAUUGGAAAAAUUAGGACUCUUUUUACUGAUCUUUCGCAUCAUGAUAUUCAAGAGCAAAUUUACUUACUUUGUAGAAUCGUAAGAACUGGAAGUAUGAAAAUGAUUGAUAAAGAUCUAUCCAAAGAAACUGGUUCAAUGUCAUCAUUGUUUUCCAAGACUUCAAAAGAUUCGGAUAAUCCGGAUCAAAGUUCACAUGUUAGUACGAAAUCCUCCCCGCAAACAUUUCGCCGACCUUUUGGUUGUGCAGUUCUUGAAAUUAGUCAUCUCCUUCAAGGAAAAGAAAAAGAGACUUUUAGCGAACAUGCAAUGCAAAUAUAUGUUCCUGUUCAAGAAUCAACAUUUGCUACUCUUCACGAAGAUAUAAUUCAUAGUCGUGUCAAAGAAUACGAAAAAUCCCCAAGAGCUGAAAUGAUUAGUGUUUCUAUUC
Messenger RNA from Racocetra persica, 1305 nucleotides. The record is from the annotation of a GenBank genome assembly. Lineage: Eukaryota; Fungi; Glomeromycota; Glomeromycetes; Diversisporales; Gigasporaceae.